AGCUUCUUUGUUUUCAUUGAAAUCAAAAUCUUCAGAUAGAGUCUUAAUUCGAGAGUUUGUUGCUGAUUUACGUUCGAUUGUUUUGAUGUUACUCUAGUGCAAGUUAACAUCAAUGGUAUUGUUGUAUCUUGGCUAAGCUUACUCCAUAAAUGUUGCCCACCAUUGACGGGAAGUUAAAGCUUUCAGGAAAGAGGAUUACCUCGUCUCAAUACAAAUUCCAGAUAAGUUGUUUUGAUUCUUACCAUUUUCUGCUAUUUUCUCUUGUGUGUUCUGUGAAUCGUGGAUACUUUGGUUUGCUGGGAAUUGAAAAGAGAAGUGAUGCGCACCAGAUAUUCCAACACUAUGAUGGACUAAAAAUACGUUGGUUGCAUGUUGACACGGGAGAUUUCUUCGGUGCGGAAAUCAUAAAAGAACUGUACUACUUAAGAUACAAUGACACGGGAUUCAAAAUCCAACAAAAACAUGCAGGAAGAUGGCCACUUGAUACCACAUACACAGAGGUUCAAGCAGAUCAAUCUUGACACCAGGUCAUCAGCAUCACCAAAAAAACCUAAGAUGUCCUUGAUAUCC
Papaver somniferum (opium poppy) is the source of this 570-nucleotide messenger RNA. RefSeq lists its product as uncharacterized. The record is from RefSeq and is a predicted model, not a curated record. The transcript has 2 exons. Bases 150 to 521 code for a protein of 123 amino acids. NCBI's taxonomy places the organism in Eukaryota, Viridiplantae, Streptophyta, Magnoliopsida, Ranunculales, Papaveraceae.